CCACCCGAGAUCUUUUCCUACCAAAUUCUUGCCCACCUUUAUACAAGACUUCCUUCUCUUCCCCUCUUCUUCUUCCUCUCAUUCUACAUCGAAAGUAUCACCAAAUCUUUCUUUGUAUUAUCUCUCUAUCCCAAAUACUUUUGGGUCUGUAGCAGGUAUCUACAAACUAUUUACGAUACUUCAAGUGGUUCAAUAAACCACUCAAGUAUCUAUUCGUUCGAGCGUGUGUCGAACGUCAAAACAAUAAAUCUUCUUUAAUCAGCUUCUCGAAGCACCACCGCCAACAUGGUUAACUUCACCGUUGAGGAGGUCCGCCAAUUGAUGGACAAGGCUACGAACGUUCGUAACAUGUCCGUCAUUGCCCACGUCGACCACGGAAAAUCUACCCUUACCGAUUCCUUGCUCUCCAAGGCUGGUAUUAUCUCCGCCGCAAAGGCUGGUGAUGCCAGAGCUACUGAUACCCGUGCCGAUGAACAAGAGCGUGGUAUUACCAUCAAGUCCACUGCCAUCUCCCUCUACGGUAACCUCCCAGACGAUGACGACUUGAAGGACAUUGUUGGCCAAAAGACCGACGGAAGAGAUUUCUUGAUCAACUUGAUCGAUUCACCUGGUCACGUUGAUUUCUCCUCUGAAGUUACUGCUGCUCUCCGUGUCACUGAUGGUGCUCUCGUUGUCGUCGAUACCAUCGAAGGUGUCUGUGUGCAAACUGAGACCGUCCUCCGUCAAGCUCUUGGUGAGCGUAUCAAGCCUGUUGUCAUCAUCAACAAGGUCGAUCGUGCUCUCCUCGAGUUGCAAGUCUCCAAGGAAGAUCUUUACCAAUCUUUCUCGAGAACCAUCGAGUCCGUCAAUGUCGUUAUCUCUACCUACUUCGACAAAUCUUUGGGUGAUGUCCAAGUUUACCCAGGUAAGGGAACGGUUGCUUUCGGUUCCGGUCUCCACGGCUGGGCUUUCACCAUCAGACAAUUCGCUCAAAGAUACGCCAAGAAAUUCGGUGUUGACAGAAACAAGAUGAUGGAGCGUCUCUGGGGCGACAACUACUUCAACCCACACACCAAGAAGUGGACUACCAAGUCUUCUCACGAGGGUAAGGAGUUGGAGCGUGCUUUCAACCAGUUCAUUCUCGACCCAAUUUUCCGUAUCUUCGCUGCUGUCAUGAACUUCAAGAAGGACGAGAUCCCAACUCUCCUCGAGAAGCUUAACAUCAAGCUUUCUCCAGAUGACAAGGACAAGGAGGGCAAGCAACUUCUCAAGGUUAUUAUGCGUACUUUCUUGCCAGCUGCUGAUGCUCUUUUGGAGAUGUUGAUUCUCCAUCUCCCAUCCCCAGUUACCGCCCAAAAGUACCGUGCUGAGACCUUGUACGAGGGUCCUCCAGAUGAUGAGGCCUGCAUUGGUAUCCGUGACUGUGACCCUAAGGCUCCUCUUAUGUUGUACGUCUCCAAGAUGGUACCAACAUCUGAUAAGGGACGUUUUUACGCUUUCGGUCGUGUCUUCGCUGGUACCGUCCGUUCCGGUUUGAAGGUCCGUAUCCAGGGUCCUAACUACACCCCUGGCAAGAAGGAUGAUUUGUUCAUCAAGGCCAUCCAACGUGUCGUUCUCAUGAUGGGUGGUAAGGUCGACCCUAUCGACGAUGUUCCAGCCGGUAACAUUCUCGGAUUGGUCGGUAUCGAUCAAUUCUUGUUGAAGUCUGGUACCCUCACCACCAGUGACACCGCUCACAACUUGAAGGUCAUGAAGUUCUCCGUCUCCCCUGUCGUCCAACGUUCAGUCGAGGUCAAGAACGCUCAAGAUCUCCCCAAGCUUGUCGAAGGUCUCAAGCGUCUCUCCAAGUCCGAUCCUUGUGUCUUGACUUUCAUCUCCGAAUCCGGUGAGCACGUUGUUGCUGGUGCCGGUGAGUUGCAUUUGGAAAUUUGCUUGAAGGAUCUCGAGGAGGACCACGCUGGUGUUCCUCUCCGUAUCUCUGACCCUGUCGUUCCAUACCGUGAGACCGUCACUGGCAAGUCCAGCAUGACUGCUCUUUCCAAAUCCCCUAACAAGCACAACCGUCUUUACAUGAUCGCUGAGCCUCUCGACGAGGAGGUUUCCAAGGAGAUCGAGGCCGGAAAGAUCGGUCCCCGUGAUGAUUUCAAGGCUCGUGCCCGUAUCUUGGCCGAUGAGCACGGAUGGGAUGUCACUGAUGCCCGUAAGAUUUGGUGUUUCGGUCCAGAUACCAACGGUGCCAACUUGUUGGUUGAUCAAACCAAGGCUGUUCAAUACUUGAACGAAAUCAAGGAUUCCGUCGUCUCUGGUUUCCAAUGGGCUUCAAGAGAAGGUCCAAUUGCUGAAGAGCCAAUGAGAUCUUGCAGAUUCAACAUCAUGGAUGUUACCCUCCACGCUGAUGCUAUCCAUCGUGGUUCCGGACAAGUCAUGCCAACUACCCGUCGUGUCUUGUACGCUUCUACCCUCUUGGCUGAGCCAGGUCUCCUCGAGCCAGUCUUCUUGGUCGAGAUUCAAGUACCAGAAUCUGCCAUGGGUGGUGUUUACGGUGUUCUCACCAGAAGAAGAGGUCACGUCUUCGCUGAAGAGCAACGUCCAGGAACUCCUCUUUUCACCAUUAAGGCAUACUUGCCAGUCGGUGAAUCUUUCGGAUUCAACGCUGAUCUCCGUUCCCACACCUCCGGUCAAGCCUUCCCACAAUCCAUCUUCGAUCAUUGGCAAAUUCUUCCAGGUGGAUCACCAAUUGAUGCAACCUCCAAGACUGGACAAAUCGUCCAAGAGCUCCGUAAACGUAAGGGUAUCAAGGUUGAGGUUCCAGGUUACGAGAACUACUAUGACAAGCUAUAAAGAACGAAUUUCCAAAAUAAAAGAUACCGUCCUUCCCAUAUUCCCAUGCACAUUUCACAUCAAGAUUAUCUCAAGCUCCGGCGCUUUCAUGAUUUUCUGAGCGAAUGCUCGUUGACCACUUCGGCUUGAUAGCCAAUUUGGUAUAAAAAGCUAGCCGCACGCCAUGUGAUAGACAGAUGAGCCUUUUCACAUCUCUUGAGCUUCUGUUUUCAUUUCGAGUCUUCAUGUAUUUAGCAGCAUGGCGAAUUGAAGGAUUUCAAAAACAUGAUUUAUGACAUUUAACAAUGGUAUCCUAUGAAUUGGUGAAACUAUAACGAUGUGAAAAUGUGAAUUCACUCCACGUCCGCACCGUAAUAAUCCUAAAACGAGAACAGUCUUUUGAAUAGUUUCGAACUUCUCCCUGAUAUAUGCUGGGUAUUCAAACCAACGACUAGAGUCCCAGUAAUACACUUCUGCCACCGAAAGACUCCAACAAACUCGCAUUUACCAGAUGACAAUUUGAGGUUGCAAAUGUCAGUGUCAAUACAACAACCAGAACGGUGGUAGGGAUUUUCCAUCAUCCUCUCGGUCAAAACCCCACUCACUUCAUCCAAAAACUCCACCAGGCCUAUCUCAAGACCAUCGAUCCAUGAAGAAGAAUCCACUCACUCAUUUCCUCGCCCUUCCUUCCAAACUCUUCCAAAAAAUUGCAAAAUUUCAAUCAUUCAUUUUAUUCACUAACUAUCUACCUAGUAUUCAUACCUAGGUAUCAAGAGUAGCAAAUCCGCCUAUCAUCUAGUAUGGGGGAAAAAACAAUGAACAGGCGACAGAUGUCACAAAUCACCCCCAAAAAAGAAUCAAAAGAAAACUUCGCCUCGGGAGGGGCUCGAACCCUCAACCUUGGGCUUAAAAGGCCCACGCGCUAACCAAUUGUGCCACCGAGGCCGAUUUUGUGUUACAGGAUGUUUGUCCUAUUUGAUGGUGCGGAGGGAGGGAUUAGGAUAUAUAUAUUUAUGGGAAAUUUUGGAUUUUAC
This is a messenger RNA of Botrytis deweyae, 3833 nucleotides long. RefSeq lists its product as uncharacterized. Gene Ontology annotation, cellular component: cytosol; ribonucleoprotein complex. NCBI's taxonomy places the organism in Eukaryota, Fungi, Ascomycota, Leotiomycetes, Helotiales, Sclerotiniaceae. The coding region runs from base 286 to 2820 and encodes 844 amino acids. Gene Ontology annotation, molecular function: GTP binding; ribosome binding; GTPase activity. The record is from RefSeq and is a predicted model, not a curated record. The transcript has 3 exons. Gene Ontology annotation, biological process: translational elongation.